AGGCGCCUUGAGGCCAGGAGCUGGUGCCUGUGCCAGGCUGGCUUCGUAUACAACCGUGCAUCCAGGCCGGAGGCUGGCAUGGGAGGAGCAGGCACGGUUAGAUGCCUGGGUUCAUCACAAGGUCUCCUGGGCGAGGCAGGUGCCCUCAGUUGCUGGUUGAGAAGACGACCGACUCGCCAGCGGCCGAGUUCUCGCUGGUGGAGGACGUGGCGCUGCACUUCGCCUGCUUGAUGGGCCGCCUGAACGAGCAGCGCCUCUUCCAGCCCGACCUGUGCGACGUGGACCUGGUGCUGGUGCCGCAGCGCAGUGUCUUCCCGGCCCACAAGGGCGUGCUGGCCGCCUACAGCCAGUUCUUCCACUCGCUCUUCACGCAAAACAAGCAGCUGCAGCGCGUUGAGCUGUCUCUGGAGGCGCUGGCACCGGGCGGCCUGCAGCAGAUCCUCAACUUCAUCUACACGUCCAAGCUGCUGGUCAACGCCACCAACGUGCACGAGGUGCUCAGCGCCGCCUCGCUGUUGCAGAUGGCCGACAUAGCUGCGUCCUGCCAGGAGCUGCUGGACGCCCGCUCCCUGGGCCCACCCGGCCCCAGCACUGCAGUGGCGCUGGCCCCACCAGCCGCGAGCUGCAACCCAGCCACACCGCCCUACUACUGUGACAUCAAGCAGGAGGCUGACGCCCCUGGGCUGCCGAAGAUCUAUGCCCGAGAGGGUCCUGACCCCUACUCGGUGCGUGUGGAGGACGGGGCAGGUACUGCUGGGGACACAGUGCCAGCCACCCUGGGGCCGGCGCAGCCCUUCUUCAAGGAGGAGAAGGAGGCCGGUGUGGAGGCGGCUGGUGGCCCGUGCAAGCUGGAAGGGGGCGAGGGGCUGGAGGAAGCGCUGGAGGCAGCCGGCAGCUACAGCCGGCAGGAGCAGUCGCAGAUCAUCGUGGAGGUCAACCUCAACAACCAGACACUGCACGUGUCCACAGGGCCCGAGGGCAAGCCAGGGCCGGGCGCCAGCACAGCCACCAUGGUGCUGGGCAGGGAGGAUGGGCUGCAGCGACGUUCGGAGGACGAAGAGGACGAGGAGGGGGAGCAGGAGGAAGGAGGAGAGGCAGGGAGGAACGGAGGUCAGGAGGAGGAGGAGGAGGGUGGCAGUGAGGGAGAGGAGGAGGAGGAAGAGGAGGGGGAGGAAGAGGGGGAGGAGGGGCACAGCGAGCAGGGCCCUGAGAGCUCGGAGGAGGAAGGGGAGGAGGAGGAAGGGGGGCCCACAGGCAGGCAGGGCUCGGCAGGCCCUGGGGGUCGCCAGGGCGGCCAGGUGGACCCCACUGCCCAUGGUCGCAUGGCCACGAGGUCCCGGGAGAACGCACGCGCUGGGCGCCGGGCUGCCUCUGAGCCCCAGGAGGCCAGGCGGCGUGGGAAGCGGCCAAAGCCCCCUGGGGUGGCGCCCACCCCGGCCCAUGCACCGCCGGCCGCAGAUGGGCUAGGGGCCAAGGUGAAGCUAGAGGAGAAGCAGCACCACCCAUGCCAGAAGUGCCCCCGGGUCUUCAACAACCGCUGGUACCUGGAGAAGCACAUGAAUGUGACACACAGCCGCAUGCAGAUCUGCGACCAGUGUGGCAAGCGUUUCCUGCUGGAGAGUGAGCUGGUGCUGCACCGGCAGACAAACUGCGAGCGCAACAUCCAGCCAGCCCCCUGGAGCCAUCCCUGGGGCUCUCCACGUUGUCGGGCACAGGUCCUGAUGGUGUCCGUGGACUGUGCCUGUGGUGGGCUGCCUGUGUAUCCUCGCAGCGCAGCGAGGCGAGGCCAGCGAAGGGGCCGGAGCCCCCUGAAUGUGCAGUGUGUGACGUGCGGGAAGGCCUUCAAGAAACUGUGGUCCCUUCACGAGCACAACAAGAUCGUGCAUGGCUAUGCAGAGAAGAAGUUCUCCUGUGAGAUCUGUGAGAAGAAGUUCUACACCAUGGCGCAUGUGCGCAAGCACAUGGUGGCCCACACCAAGGACAUGCCCUUCACCUGUGAGACCUGCGGGAAGUCCUUCAAGCGAAGCAUGUCUCUCAAGGUGCACUCGCUGCAGCACUCAGGGGAGAAGCCCUUUCGGUGUGAGAACUGCAGCGAGCGCUUCCAGUACAAGUACCAGCUGCGCUCGCACAUGAGCAUCCACGUCGGGCACAAGCAGUUCAUGUGCCAGUGGUGCGGCAAGGACUUCAACAUGAAGCAGUACUUCGACGAGCACAUGAAGACGCACACCGGGGAGAAGCCCUACAUCUGCGAGAUUUGCGGCAAGAGCUUCACCAGCCGGCCCAACAUGAAGCGGCACCGGCGCACGCACACCGGCGAGAAGCCCUACCCGUGCGACGUGUGCGGCCAGCGCUUCCGCUUCUCCAACAUGCUCAAGGCGCACAAGGAGAAGUGCUUCCGCGUGAGCCUGCCUGCCGCCACCAGCACGCAGCCCGCGGGGCUCGGCCCGCCGCCCUUCCCCGCAGGGCCUGGCGCACACCACUGAGACCGCAGCCCUGGCCCGUGGGACCACCGCAGGGACACCUCGUCCCCAUGCCCCUCCGCCACUCCUGGAAGCCUCGGCUCCUUUGUUCAGUGUAUUUUUGGAAGAGAAGGUAGAGGAAGGAGUUUGCAGCGGCCCUCUAGGUGAGGGCGCUGCUGCCCAGGGUGGGGCGUCCUGGGCAGACUCGGUGCUCGCCCUCACCUGUGCUCAGACCGGCUCGCUUCUCCUGGAGGCCUGGAGAUGCGGGCUGACCGGAGGGCGUGGAUGCUGAGGCGGAGCUCAGGCUGGACCCCGGGACUGUGGGCCAGGAGGAGCCGGGGGCCGAGACUGCAGGCCGGGAUCUGGGAGUGGGGCAGACAGGGGCUGGCCCCGAGGGUUUGCCCUGCUCGGUGACACUCCUGCCAGCGGUGGAGAGGUCCCCGGCCUGCUCCGGCUGCCAUGAGGGCCCAGAAGCAGCUGGGCCUCUGCGCGGUGACCAGGCCCUGGGCAGCGCCGGCCCUGGGCUGCGAAGGUGCGACUCAGGGGCAGGGCCCAGGAGGAGGCUCAGGCAAGCCUUUUAGGGUCCCACGGUGCUACGGUGGGGUGGGGCCAGGCUGCGUCUCAGAGCACCUGGCCCUCACCAGCCACGCUGGCUGGACCCCACGCCAGGAGACGCGCGGUCUGUGUGUGUCUGCGCCUCCGCUCCCAGCCCCCCACCCCGUCCCUCCUGGGCCUCCUCAGAGGGUGAGGGGCGGUGCCCGCAUCCCGCUCUGAGGAGCCGCACGUCCAGACCCCAGGGGCGGUGGAGUCCAGCCUGCAUCCAGGGCUGCACCUGGAGGCCAGCAUUACUAAUAGGAUAGCCUUUUCUGUUGUCAUUUAACGUCUUCAUUCCUGCCUUGAAAAUGGGCGAGGAGGUUCCAUAAGCUACAGGUCUCCUAGUUAAGCUCUUCCUAUCGUGUUCAUGCGGUUUUGUUUGUUAUACUCUGCACCUUACACCCCACCUCUGCCCCCCCACCUUCCAAGCAUGGCUGCUGUGGGAGGAGGCCUGGGCCCAGGGACCAGUGAGGGGACAGAACCCCUGGGAACCCCCUGGAGGCCUGCAGCACUGGGCAGAGGGCCGGGGACAUUUUAAUCAUCAAUAAAUGAAGCACUUUAUUCUCUACA
Molecule: messenger RNA, 3623 nt
Organism: Heterocephalus glaber (naked mole-rat)
Lineage: Eukaryota; Metazoa; Chordata; Mammalia; Rodentia; Bathyergidae
Source: RefSeq, a predicted model, not a curated record